This is a messenger RNA of Linnemannia hyalina, 1332 nucleotides long. NCBI's taxonomy places the organism in Eukaryota, Fungi, Mortierellomycota, Mortierellomycetes, Mortierellales, Mortierellaceae. The record is from the annotation of a GenBank genome assembly.
AUGGCAGAGAAAUACGACGUGACAAUCUUUGGCGCAACGGGAUUCACCGGAAAGAACAUCCUCGACGAGGUCAUCAAGACCGCACCCAAGACAACCUUCCCUGGACAGCAACCGAUUCGUGUUGCGAUCGCGGGUCGGUCGCGUGAGAAACUUGAACAGCUCGUUGCGAGACUUCCUACGACGGGUGAAGGGGCCGCCGCUGGGAGUAUUAAGGUCGAUGUUAUUGUUGCAGAUGCGCAAGAUGAAGAGAGUAUGAGGGCUAUGUGUCGCGUUUCCAAGGUUGUCAUUGCUGCAGCUGGACCAUUCCGUUUCACGGGAGAGGCUGUUGUGAAGGCUUGUAUUCAGGAGGGCGCGCAUUACGUCGAUAUUACAGGAGAACCCGAGUUCAUUGAAGGAAUGAUGCUCAAAUACCACGAACAAGCCAAGAAGGAACAAGUCGCGAUUGUUCAUGUCUGUGGAUUCGACAGUAUCCCUGCGGAUCUCGGUGUCCUCUAUACCAAGCAGCAGUUGGAGAAGAACCACAACGCCUUGCCAUCGACGAUUGAGAUGUUUUUUAAACUCCACAUCGCUGGAAACUCUGGAUUCGCUGGAAACUAUGCCACCUACGCGUCGGCGGUGCAUGGAUUUGGGAGUGCGGGGUUAUUGCGUCAGUUGCGCAAGACCGCCAACCGACCCCAGAUUCCCAAGAUCGGACCUUCGUUGGCCGUCAACCCCAAGCCCCAUUGGGUCAGCAAGGUCGCUGCCUACACAAUCCCCUUCUUCUUUGCCGACCCCUCCGUCAUUCGCCUCUCUCAACAGUUGGUGCUCCAGGACAAGGAUCUGCAGGCAUCUCAAGCACCCCCUGUCCAGUUUUCGGCAUAUAUCUGUAUCCCUUCAUUCAAGACUCUGGUCAUAACCAUCUUUGCAUCGACUGCAUUUGGACUAUUGGCCAAGUAUGAGGCUGGACGCCGGUUCUUGUUGAAGCACCCUCGUUUGUUUACUUUGGGGGUCUUCUCCCAUGAUGGACCUAGCAAGCAGCAGUUGGCGGAGACGUCAUUCUCGGAGACUUUCUAUGCGCAAGGAUAUUCAAAGGAAUUGAGGGAUAAGCACCCUAACCCCGAGGAUCUCCGUUGCGUUCAGCCCGAUGUCUCUUUGGUCACCAGCGUCUCUGGACCCGAGCCAGGAUAUGUGGCGACACCCAAGAUGGUUGUGCAGGCAGCAUACACGCUGUUGCGACAGAAGGACAAGGUCCCCAAUGGCGUAUUGACUCCGGCAGUUGCCUUUGCCAGGACGGAUUUGAUUGAUCGUCUGCAGGAGCAGGGUAUCGUCUUUUCGACUGUUGUCAAGAACUAA